This is a messenger RNA of Silurus meridionalis, 5069 nucleotides long. RefSeq names its product KH domain containing, RNA binding, signal transduction associated 3 (gene khdrbs3). Gene Ontology annotation, biological process: regulation of alternative mRNA splicing, via spliceosome. The record is from RefSeq and is a predicted model, not a curated record. Bases 362 to 1387 code for a protein of 341 amino acids. Gene Ontology annotation, cellular component: nucleus. The transcript is spliced from 9 exons. NCBI's taxonomy places the organism in Eukaryota, Metazoa, Chordata, Actinopteri, Siluriformes, Siluridae. Gene Ontology annotation, molecular function: mRNA binding.
GAGAGAGAGAGAGAGAGCGCACAGGAGCAGGACGCUUGCCGGUGUCGAGGCUUCGAGAGGCGAAUGGAUGAAGCGGAAUCUCCGGGACUUUCUCCACUUCCGGCUCAUCCAUGAACACAACACUAACAUAUCAUUAACACACUUCCGGUGAUGUGGAGCGCGCUUGGCUGAUGCUGUGAUCCUCCGAGCUGUUUUUUUUUUGGUGUUUAUUUCUCUGAGGCUUUGUGUGUGUGUGCAUGCGUGUGUGUGAGUGUGUGCGUAUGUGUGAGUGUGUGUGAGUGUGUGUGUAACGAGCAGCUUACUGUGGACAGGACAGGACUCAAAGAGUAAAUAACAAAUAAAGAAGAAGAAGAUACUAAUCAUGGAUAAUGAAAAGUAUUUGCCGGAGCUGAUGGCUGAGAAGGAUUCCCUGGACCCGUCUUUCCAACACUCCUCCCGACUUCUAGAGCAAGAAAUUGAAAAGAUUCAGAAAGGCGAAGAGAAAGAGGACGAGAAGUUCAUCGACGUCGUAAUAAACAAGAACAUGAAACUGGGUCAGAAAGUUCUGAUUCCUGUCAAACAGUUUCCCAAAUUCAAUUUUGUGGGAAAGCUUCUCGGCCCACGAGGGAACUCGCUAAAGAGACUACAGGAGGACACACUCACAAAGAUGUCCAUCCUUGGCAAGGGCUCGAUGAGAGACAAAGAGAAGGAGGAGGAGUUACGGAAGAGCGGCGAGGCCAAAUAUCAUCACCUAAACGAAGACCUGCAUGUCCUCAUUGAGGUGUUUGCUCCCCCUGCUGAGGCCUAUGCCCGCAUGGGCCAUGCCCUCGAGGAGAUCAAAAAGUUCCUCAUUCCGGAUUAUAAUGAUGAGAUCAGACAAGCUCAGCUGCAGGAGUUGACGUUUUUGAACGGCGGCUCCGAGGAUGCCAAGGUACCCGCGGUGAGAGGAAAAUCUAACUCAAGGGCUCGUGGCACACCUGCACCUGGCUCACACAGGACUAGAGGAGGUGUUCCUCCUCCCCAGGCUGCUGUUCCUCGAGGAGCGGCACCCAGAGGAGCUCCGGCGAGCCGCCUUCCGUCCAAUAGAGGAAGAGCACAGAGAGGACGUGGAGCUCCACCACCUGUAGGAUACAGACCCCCGCCACCCGUAGUGCAGGACUCAUACGGCGAAUACGAAUACGACGACGGAUAUGGAACAGCCUACGAUGACCAGGGGUACGACUCGUACGACAACUCUUACAGUAACCAAGCACAGAACUCAGAGGAGUAUUAUGAAUACGGACAUGGUCUAAGCGGGGAAUCCUAUGACUCUUACGGUCAGGAAAAGUGGACAAAUGGGCGCAACAAGGCUCCGUCAGCGAGGACAAACAAAGGAGUAUACAGAGACCCGCCUUAUACACGAUACUGAACUCUAAAGUCCUUCACGGCCACUCGUACAAUUCCAAGUAAUGGAUUUUAUAUGGACUUUCCCCUCAUUCCCUUUCAUUUCUUUUCAAAAUAAAAUCAACCAAAACUACAAAAAAAAAAAAAAAGCAUCCCAGAGAGAGGAAAGGGGGAAGACUGGAGACGAGAUGAGUUCUUGGGGACUUUAUUUUGACUCUGACAGAUCGCAUGGGUGCAACAUAAUGAAACCUGUGAUCACUGAUUUUGUUUAAACUUGUCAACCAAUCAGAAUCCUUCUAUGCCAGUAUUGAAAAGUCCAGGGGGUGGGGGUGCUAGUCGGUAGACGGUGGUGUAAACUUCAGGUGUUAGCUCUUUAGAUUUAGUCAGGUACAUUUCUAUCUACACUUCUUUUUUUUUGAUGAGUGAUCAGUGUGUCCCUUGUAAAAUUCUACUUAAAGAAACAUAAAAUGGUCGACACACAUGUUGUGUUACUUCUACUUUUCCUUUUUUUUUUUUUUUUUUUUUUUUUUUUUUGUAAUGCGAUGUUCCGUAGCAUUAAAGGGCUUAUGGGAGCAUUUAAGCAUUGUACAUAAUCGUUUUAUCGAAUUUUUUUGUUGAUGUUAAAUAACCCCUCGAUUUUGGUCUGGAGUUGUAAACCAUCUGCAAAUUCACACACACACACACACACUUUAUUGGCAAAAAACAUGAACAUGAGCUUAACUGUAAAAAUUAUUUUGCCCAAACUGCAUAGCAAUAAGAAAAGAAGGGAAACAGAUCAAUAAUGUAAUAUAUGCAAUUAAAGUCUGACUAGAGAAAUCCGAGCCACUGCAAGUUCUCCAAGCUCUUAUAUCGAUAAAGAUAUAUGAGGUCAGUCUAAACUCAGACCAUAGCAUAGCUUUCCGUUCUUUUAGUUUCUGCAUCAUACAGCGUGAUCUGCCACGGAAUAGCAGAGGAGCUCAUUUCGGUAAAUACAAAUGUAAUAAAAGUAUAACGGUCUUAAACUUACACCAAACCCAAUUUACUAACCUAAAUGUGUUCAAUUUAGAUCUUCAUAUGCAAAACGGAAUAUAUUAGUAUGAAAUAAUGGAGGACAUUAUGACAUUAUGACAUUAUUCAAAUUAUUUGGCAACCAUUUAAACACAUUUAAAAAUAAGACAUUGAGGUUUUUUUUUUUUUGGUGGAAUCCACAUUGCUUGCUGAAGUAUUCCAGCCCUAGGAAGAUUGUCAAAACCCUUAUCCAGAGAUCAUUUAUACAACUGAGGACUUGUUUUAGCAGUGGUGCAGAGAUUUGAACUUUCUGAUCAGACGACCAAACAUCUUACCCACUGAGCUAUGGUACUAUUCCCUUUUAACAUUUAUGCCCCCGUCAAAGUUCUCCUAACAAAAGCGGAAUAUUCAAGCUAGAUUAGAUUUUUUUGUAUAGCUCCUUGUGCAUUCUCUUUGGCAUUUGGUGUUGCUUCCAGUAACUGGUGCCACGUGUGUUACCACGUCUCCGAUUUCAUCGCAAGUAAGAACAAAGAGCAAAUGCUUCAGAAGAACCUCACUGGAAGCGAUCAGAAACGAGCUCAACCCGCUAAAACGUUGAAACCAUUUAACAUCUCGUGGGUGAUGCUCUCCGAAGAACGAGCCACAUGAUCUCAUUUGGGCACCCAACUACUCGCCAGAUUUGGCGCCAGUGGACUUGAUGAAGACCCAGCUCAUAGCUCACCGUUUUGACAACGUUGCGGAGAUCCGGCACGAAUCAAGACACCUUCUGCCGAAUUGCUGUAGUGAUAGUGUGUAAACAUAGAUGAAUGAUGUGCUUUCUUGUAAACAGAGUCUCUCUAGUCUCGAAACCUUUUGAUACCAACUCCUAUGAUCCAAAGAACAAGUGGAAUCAUUGCUUAACAAGGCAUCAUCGAGUUACACAUCGAGUUUCCCCAUUGGCUUUUUCCAUCCAGUUGCGUUUGGGAAGCACUUGAUUUGUCUUGUGUUAAUGCAAUCUUCCUUUCUUGUCAAUUCAAUUCUCCUGCUGUUGUUGCCGGUGGUGGUUUUAGUGCUAUCUUCAUUUUCUUGGUGAAGACGAAAUAGGUGUUUGGCGUUUGGAACACCGUCUGAGUUGUAUGCUUCCUAGAUAAUGCUGUUAGGAUUGAAAAUUGCUCCUGUUACACAGUAAUUCCCUGAUCAAGUAUUAAACCCUUUUGCAUCCCAUUAUCCACCUGAACUUGAUAAAGAUGUGCAUGUUUUUGAAAUGUUCUACAUAAUGCAGUCAUGGUUUAGCAUUUAGAGUUCUGGACUACUGAUCUAACCGAGUCAAAUUCCAGGCAAAGCUACCGCUAUCUUUGCAUUACGUAUGACUUCUAACCUUUGCUCAGUUGCUUCGGAUAAAAGCAAAUGCAUGUAAAUUUAAGCAGAGCUCAGCAGGUCCACAUUCCUGGGGCUAUCUUCCUGAUCACCGUCUUCCCUGCAGACCCAUCAUGACACUUCUAAAAUAUUUCAGACUUUGAUUGCCUCUGGGAGCCUGGGUUUAGCCUCAGGGUAAAGAAAUGGCAUUCCCUUGAACCUCAAAUUUGGCACACUGUGUAAACAUUGAGUGCAUGAGAAGCCUGAAGUGGUAGACACUGUGUAGACUACUGAUUUUUGUUUUUAAACCAGAACAAAAGUUUCGAUGGAUUUAGCAAUUUAUAGCCAAGAAAAGAGACAUAGAACAUGGACCUUGGACCAGCUCACUUGAACUCAGUCAUAAUGUUAUGGUAAAAUAAACAAAAAUGCCCACAGAGACCCAGAACUUGUAGAAAACCUUCCCAGAUGGAAGAAUGGAGCUUAAUAGAACAGCAAGGAAGUACCUUUGUUAUUUCGGAUGUUCUUGAAACACAUACGGACGUGAUGUUCAGGUGUCUACAAACCACAAACCUUGUGAAUUUCUUGUGAGGGAUCAGUGAUGAUAUUCUUGGUGCAAACACACAACGCAGCCACAUGAAUGCUAAUUAAUUAUGUAGACUUAGCUUGGCUUGUUAGCGAUCUUCAAGGUGAUUUGUUGACAUGAGAGCGUGAAUGUUAAGAUUUUGGAAGCUGAUCUGUUGGAGAAGGUAGAGAUGAGAUGAUAGACAGGAUAAAGGACUAAAGCACUGCUGCAUCAAUCCAUUUAGGAAGACAUGAAGACGAGGGUUAGAUUUCAGUGCAACACUGUACAACUUCAUCAUAACAAUGAAUUAAUAUGCAGGUCAUCAAAGGUGGAUUCCUUCUUUACUUUUGCAUACAUUUAAUGAUCAUUGCGGAAAAUAUUAUUGAAUUAAAAUGACCGAUUGAUAUCAAUACCCAUGGGGAUAAAUACUUUUGCAAGCAUGUUAACUGAAUAAACGUAAUAAAUGAGCUCCAGUAGUAGGUUCAGGACGGAUUUCCUUUUUCAGAAAUAAAAAAAAAAUCAGUGUAAAAUAUAAAUGUUGUUUGUGUGUCCCUUGUACCUUUUAAAGUUUAAAGUGACUGAAAUGAUGUUUAAUCCACAGCUGGAUUUCUUUUUUUUCUGUUAUGUAUGAAAACCGGAAGCUUGUGUAAGCCCUUUAAUCUAUUUCUUGGUUGAUCAUAAAAUGAAAUGCCUUUUCUUUUCUUUUCUUUUCUUUUUUUUCUUUUUUGAAAGAAAUCAUAACCGUGUCUGAGAGAACGUUUUCUUACUAAAGUUUAAAAUCAGUGAUGAUAAAACUUAUAUACAAUAAAAAUGUCAUAAAUAA